Molecule: messenger RNA, 1280 nt
Organism: Physcomitrium patens
Lineage: Eukaryota; Viridiplantae; Streptophyta; Bryopsida; Funariales; Funariaceae
Product: thylakoid lumenal 17.9 kDa protein, chloroplastic
Source: RefSeq, a predicted model, not a curated record
AGGAUGGAGAUCUCCUGUGAGGAAGAAAUCUCGCGUAGAGCAACAAAAUGCACUUCAAACACAAUACUCGCCAGUAUGUUUCUGUAAUCAGAUUGAUAACGGAAUGGUUGGCAGGACGGAGCCCAGAUGAAGGUUGGGUACGAAUCCUUUUGCGAGUUGCCAUUUGGUGGCAGCCAGCAACGCAGAGGAUAACCAAAAGAGUCCGAAAAUCUCUAGUUCGUCGUUCGCAGGGGCAACGCUUGCGGCACUUCAAUAUCUCCAUCGUGUUCGUUGCGCGAUUGUGAUUUCUAGGCGAAACAGACAAUCCUUUCAUUCACGAUGAUUCCGCUCUGCUGCUCUUGUCGUCCCCAGAGUCACCUCUUUCAAGUCUUUGCCAAACCUGCCACUACUUCACCUAGAAUCAGCCACCCAAUUUGCAGAAAUGACUCCAGAUCAAGCGCUACUAAGGGUUCUUCUAACGCUGUUGCAGACCGAGUAGAAUUGGGAAGAACUGGCGCAACAAUUAUCCGGAACGCGGUAUGCACAGUGAUGAGUGCGGCGACAUUGAUGUGGAACUUACCGGAAAUGGCCGUGGCAGCCACACCUUAUUCCCAGUCUCAGACUCAAACGGGGCGUCUGCAGAUAGGUCUUCUCAACGGGCGAAUCCGCGCAUGUCCUCUCGACAUCAAUCCCAAUUGCGUCUCCACUUCCUCCAGCAACCAAGCUUACGCGUUUCCUUGGGAAAUCCCUCCUUCAGACUCUGCCACAGCUACAAAGAAAAUUGAAAACGCCAUUUUAGGGACUCAAAAGAACGCACAGAUUGUGAAGGUGGAAAACAUAUCCGACGGGAAACGGUCUGGCAAGUACUUGGUAGCAGAAGUGGAUGGUUUCUUGGGCCGUGACACACUAGAGUUUCUGGUGCGAGACGACAUUGUGACAUAUAGAUCCAUGGCCAACCAGGUGAGGUAUGUGUACCCUUUCACGACGCCCCUGGGUGAUUUUGAUGGUCAACAGAAGCACAUCAAGACCUUGGGAGAUGAACUGGGUUGGUUAUUACCUGAUUUUGAUACCAUCAGGUAGAAUUGUAACCAUGGGAGAUGGUACUCGGAGUCCCUUCACCGAGGAGAUUGUACUCGGAAGUAGUAUAUGACCAAUUUUUAGACGAAUGACAAGUUGAGAGCAACUCUCAUUUCCUCCUUUACGAUGGAAUUGUGAGUUUCAUGUCAGAUUGGUGUUAGUGAGCUUUUCCUUUUCCCGGUUUUUGGAAGUUUUGCUUUAAUUGAUGUUGCGGAGUUGCUACA